Gracilinanus agilis (Agile Gracile Mouse Opossum) is the source of this 1845-nucleotide messenger RNA. RefSeq names its product keratin 3 (gene KRT3). Gene Ontology annotation, cellular component: keratin filament. NCBI's taxonomy places the organism in Eukaryota, Metazoa, Chordata, Mammalia, Didelphimorphia, Didelphidae. The record is from RefSeq and is a predicted model, not a curated record. Gene Ontology annotation, molecular function: structural constituent of skin epidermis. Gene Ontology annotation, biological process: keratinization; intermediate filament organization. The transcript has 9 exons. The coding region runs from base 1 to 1845 and encodes 614 amino acids.
AUGCACAGACAAGUCUGCAAGACCUCCGGAGGUGGGAGCAAGGGCUUCUCUGGCCGCUCUGCCGUGGUCUCUGGCAGCAGCCGCAUGAGCUGUGUGGCCCGAACAGGACGCACUGGCGGAGGGGUCUGUGGGUCCCGUGGUGGGGCCGGUGGCUUUAGUAGCCAUAGUCUCUACAACUUGGGCGGCAACAAGAGCAUCUGCAGCAGUGUGGCUGGUGGUUCCAGGGGUGGGGCCUUUGGUUUUGGAGGUGGAUUUGGAAGCUGUGGAGGUGGAUUUGGAGGUGGCAGGGGAGUAGGAGGUGGCUUUGGGGGGGCUGGUGGCUUUGGAGGGGCUGGUGGCUUUGGUGGCCCUGGUGGCUUUGGAGGAGUUGGUGGCUUUGGUGGCCCUGGUGGCUUUGGGCCUGGUGGCUUCCCUGGUGGGAUUCAAGAAGUGACUGUCAACCAGAGCCUCCUACAGCCCCUCAAUGUGGAGAUUGACCCCCAGAUUGGGGCUGUGAGAACCCAGGAGCGGGAGCAGAUCAAGACCCUCAACAACAAGUUUGCCUCCUUCAUUGACAAGGUGCGGUUCCUGGAGCAGCAGAACAAGGUCUUGGAGACCAAGUGGGACCUACUUCAGCAGCAGGGUACCAACUCUGUCACUGGCACCAACAACCUCAAUCCCCUCUUUGAGAGCUACAUCAGCAACCUUCGGAGUGUUCUGGAUAGGCUUCAGGGGGAGCGAGGGAACCUGGAUGGAGAGCUGAGGAACAUGCAAGAGUUGGUGGAAGACUUCAAAAAGAAAUAUGAAGAUGAAAUCAACAGACGCACAGGGGCUGAAAAUGAAUUUGUGACUCUGAAGAAGGAUGUGGACACCGCCUACAUGAAUAAGGUUGAGCUGCAGGCUCGGGCAGACAGCCUGAUGGAUGAAGUCAACUUCUUGAAGGCUCUCUAUGAUGCAGAACUAUCCCAGAUGCAGAGUCACGUGAGUGAUACUUCUGUGAUCCUCUCCAUGGACAACAACCGCUGUCUGGACUUGAAUAGCAUCAUUGUUGAGGUUCAAGCACAGUUUGAAGAGAUCACUGAGAGGAACAAGGCAGAGACCACGGAUCUGUACAAGUCCAAGCUAGGAGAGCUGCAAACCACAGCUGGAAGGCAUGGUGAUGACCUGAAGAGCACUAAGAGUGAGAUCAUGGAACUGAACAGGAUGAUCCAAAGGAUUCGGGCUGAGAUUGAGAAUGUCAAGAAGCAGAAUGCCAAUCUGCAGACAGCCAUAGCUGAAGCUGAGCAACGUGGGGAGCUGGCUCUCAAGGAUGCCCAGGCUAAACUCCAGGAGCUGCAGAAUGCCCUACAAAAGGCCAAGGAUGACUUGGCCCGCCUGCUGCGGGACUACCAAGAACUGAUGAAUGUGAAGUUGGCACUGGAUAUUGAGAUUGCUACCUACAGGAAGCUGUUGGAGGGAGAGGAGUGUAGGAUGUCUGGAGAGUUCCAGAACCCUGUGAGCAUCUCAGUGGUCAGCAGCACCAGCUCUACUUCAGCCUCUGCCGGUGGAUACGGCGGUGGCUUCGGUCUAGCGGGCAGCGGCGGCGGCCGGGGCAGCGGCCGGGGCAGCGGCAGUGGCUUUGUCUCCGGUGGCGGCAGUGGUUUUGGCGGUGGCAGCGGCAGCGGCAGCGGCUUCGGAGGCGGCAGCAGCAGCUUCGGAGGUGGCAGCAGCUUCGGAGGCGGCAGCGGCAGCGGCAGCGGCUCUGGAGGGCGCUCCGGCAUCAGCGGGGGUGGGAUCAGCACCGGCAGCAGCCGAGGGGGCAUCAGCAGCAGCAGCAGCAGCUCUGUCAAGUACUCUCAGUCAUCCGGCCAGCGCUCCUCCAGAUAA